Cladophialophora yegresii CBS 114405 is the source of this 1245-nucleotide messenger RNA. RefSeq names its product threonine dehydratase. The transcript has 3 exons. The record is from RefSeq and is a predicted model, not a curated record. NCBI's taxonomy places the organism in Eukaryota, Fungi, Ascomycota, Eurotiomycetes, Chaetothyriales, Herpotrichiellaceae. Gene Ontology annotation, biological process: D-serine biosynthetic process; pyruvate biosynthetic process; L-serine metabolic process. The coding region runs from base 1 to 1245 and encodes 414 amino acids. Gene Ontology annotation, molecular function: serine racemase activity; threonine racemase activity; pyridoxal phosphate binding.
AUGGCCGACCCAUCAACCUGCCCCCCUCUCACACCCUCAUCCAUCCAUUCCGCAUACCACAAGAUAAAGCGGUACAUCCACCGAACGCCGCUCCAAACGAGCACAUCCCUCGACGCCAUCGCCUCGUCGCCCGACCCGACCGUCUACCUGUCUGAUUCGCCGCCUUCCGUGGCCCCAAAGUUCCGAUUAUGGUUCAAGUGCGAGAAUUUCCAGAAGAUUGGGGCGUUCAAGGCACGGGGCGCGUUUCAUGCGGUCACGAGGUUGGUUGAGGAGUUGGGUCUUGAGGAGGUGAGGCGGAGGGGUGUCGUCACGCAUAGUAGUGGAAACCACGCCCAGGCCCUCGCGCUCGCGGCCCACACGUUCUCCAUCCCCAGCUACAUCGUCAUGCCGACGAUCAGCACGGCCUCGAAAAUCGCAGGCACAAGACUCUACACGCCCAACGUCAUCUUCAGCGGGUCAACCUCGCAAGAACGCGAGGCCGUGGUCGCCGACGUUAUCCGGGACAAAGGCGCCAUUUUGGUGCCGCCGUACGACCACCCGGAUAUCAUCCUGGGCCAGGGCACUGCGGGGUUGGAGAUGGAGGAGCAGUUCCGAGAGGCCAGCGGGACAGGGACGGACGCGAACGCAUCUGGGGCUGCGACCGCUCCCGCGCCCGCACUCGACGCCGUCAUUGCACCCCUCGGCGGCGGCGGCCUCCUAGGCGGCACGGCCACUUAUUUCUCCGACAAGCCCGGCACGCUGGUCUUCGGUGCGGAACCGUCGUUCCAGGGCGGGGACGACGGCCGCCGCGGUUUAUUGACAGGCAAGCGCGUCGAGCACGUCAAGACGCUGACGAUUGCGGAUGGGUUGCGCACACCCGUCGGCAUCACGAACUGGUCGAUCAUCAGCGACAAGCGCAAGGUCGAGGGCCUGUACGCCGUGACUGAGGACGAGAUCAAGAUGGCCAUGCGGCUCGUGUACGAGAGGAUGAAGGUCGUGGUGGAGCCGAGCGGCUGCGUGGGACUUGCCGUGGUGUUGUUCAACGCCGAGUUUCGGGAGAUGGUGGUCCAAAAGCAGAAGCAGGGCAAGGAGGAUGUGUGGGACGUCGGCAUCGUGUUUAGCGGUGGGAAUACCACGAUGAAAGCGUUGAGUAAGUUGUUUGCCGACGACGACGUGCAGGGUGGGGAACCUGAAGUCGCGAAGGAGAGGGAGGAGGGCACAGUUGCCAUGGAUGGAACGAGGGAUGUUGAGGAUGUCGCUGGGUAG